AUGAGUCAAUCUCCAAAGCCUUUGCUGGCACCUCCUGUGUCCCGGCCCACAGAGCUGCUUGUCAAGCCGCUGGCCGUCUGCGGCACCGCCGCGCUGCUGCUCGCCGCAUCCGUCCGCGACGCCCGCCACGCGCGCUCCGCCGGCGCGUGGGCCGGGCCGCCGACGGCCGGCAACGCUGACGAGGACGACCACGGCGGCAGCUCCGCCGCCUGCGUGAUGGCGGCGGGCGGGCGCCGCGCGCGGCCGCGCACGUCGGCGCGCAGGAGCGCGCUGCUGUUGGCGGGGCGGGUGCUGAUGGCGCUGCUGCUGGCGUUCAGCGGCUGGAUGCAGGUCCAGCGCCUGGCGGCCCGCGCCGCCGCGCCGCCCCCCGCCGCCGGCACCACACAGCACUACGGCCGGUCGGACCCCCAUGAUAAUCCCCUGGUCCUAAUCCAGUGCGCCCUGGCCGCCCUCCUCGCCCUCGGCCUCGCGACGCGCCCCGCGGCCGCGGCCCUCGCGGGCGCGCUCGUCCUCGAGGCCGCCGCGUGCUGGCGGUUCUGGGAGCGUGGGGCGCCGAAUGUUGCGUACGCGCAGCACGUGAGGGAGCACUUUUUCGUGGACCUGGGGCUGGCGGGCGGCGCGCUGCUGCUGAUGGCGCUGGGCGCGGGCGGCUUCGCGGUCGACGCGAUCCCCGCCGCCAGGAAGCGCCAGUGA
Monoraphidium neglectum is the source of this 693-nucleotide messenger RNA. RefSeq lists its product as hypothetical. The transcript is spliced from 3 exons. Lineage: Eukaryota; Viridiplantae; Chlorophyta; Chlorophyceae; Sphaeropleales; Selenastraceae. The coding region runs from base 1 to 693 and encodes 230 amino acids. The record is from RefSeq and is a predicted model, not a curated record. Gene Ontology annotation, cellular component: membrane.